This is a messenger RNA of Telopea speciosissima, 1582 nucleotides long. RefSeq names its product heme chaperone HemW. The transcript is spliced from 2 exons. Bases 11 to 1456 code for a protein of 481 amino acids. Gene Ontology annotation, molecular function: coproporphyrinogen oxidase activity; 4 iron, 4 sulfur cluster binding. Gene Ontology annotation, biological process: porphyrin-containing compound biosynthetic process. Gene Ontology annotation, cellular component: cytoplasm. NCBI's taxonomy places the organism in Eukaryota, Viridiplantae, Streptophyta, Magnoliopsida, Proteales, Proteaceae. The record is from RefSeq and is a predicted model, not a curated record.
AUUGGAAAUCAUGCUCAGACAGGCCUUCAACCCUAUCGUUUAUGCCAUUCUUCCUACCAAUUUUAAAAUCCCAGCUGCGUCAUGUUCGACGAUCUCCAGUGCCUUCUUGCACAACUCACAUACUGUUCGAGAAAACGCCUCAUCCAACAACAGAGACCACGACACCAGCAGGCCAACGCUCCUAUCUCCUCCGACAUCGGCUUAUGUCCAUCUUCCCUUCUGCAGAAAACGUUGCCAUUACUGUGACUUCGCGAUCGUCGCUCUGGGCAGCUCUUCUUCUAAUACGACCGAUGAUGACCCGCGUAUCACAAACUACGUUCGAUUUCUCUGUCGUGAAAUCGAAGCCACCACAGCCGUGACACUUCCUGAAAACCACUCGCCUCUCGAGACCAUCUUCUUUGGCGGAGGAACACCAUCUCUCGUGCCUCCAAGACUCAUCUCUGCAGUUCUAGAUUCGCUGAGAUCAAAAUUUGGGGUACAUUUCAAUGCUGAAAUCUCGAUUGAAAUGGAUCCAGGGACGUUUGACACGACGAAGAUGAAGGAAUUAUUGGCGUUGGGAGUGAACAGAGUGUCUCUAGGCGUUCAGGCCUUUCAAGAAGAGUUGUUGAGGGCGUGCGGAAGAGCCCACGGCAUCAAAGAGGUAUAUGAAGCAUUAGAUACCAUCGGUUCAUGUGGGCUGGCGAAUUGGAGCAUGGACCUCAUCUCUUCUCUCCCUCAUCAGACGCCAGAGAUGUGGGAAGAGAGCUUGAAGCUCACCAUAGAAGCUAGUCCUGCUCAUGUGUCGGUCUAUGAUUUGCAGGUGGAGCAAGACACCAAGUUCGGAGCUCUGUAUACGCCAGGGGAGUUCCCUCUUCCAUCUGAAACCCAAUCUGCGCAGUUCUAUAGGAUGGCCUCGGAGAAGCUUUCUAAUGCCGGGUACGAACAUUACGAGAUUAGCAGCUACUGUAAGAGCGGGUACCAGUGUAAACACAAUCUCACUUAUUGGCAGAACAAACCAUUCUACGCAUUUGGUCUGGGCUCUGCAAGUUACAUUGGUGGGGUGAGGUUCUCAAGGCCUAGAAAGAUGAAAGAGUUCAUGGGCUAUGUGCAGAACUUGGAGGAUGGAUUGGCUAACCACCAUGACAUUGGUAGUGUCGACUCCAAGGACACUGCAAUGGAUGUUGUGAUGCUCUCGUUUAGAACGGCGAGAGGCUUAGAACUGAGAUCCUUCGCUGCAGAGUUUGGGAGCUCUCUGUUAAUCUCCCUCUGCAAGGCACUUGGACCGUAUUUGGAGAGUGGACAUGUGAUUGCUCUGGACAAGGAGAAAAGAGCAUUGCAUGCAGAUGAACUUGAAUCUACGCUAUUAGAUGAGAAGAAGAUUGAAGAGGUGGUGCACUUUCUUCGGCUUAGUGACCCAGAUGGAUUUCUUCUGUCAAACGAGUUGAUAUCUGUUGCAUUUGCAGCAAUGUCUCCAUAAUACCAAGUUUUCUGCAAGAAAUUGAUAGAGAAGAGUUGCAGUAACUUGGCUCUCAAGACCAUUUUUCCCUACAUUAGUACAGAGUACAGACAGGGAAGCUUUUUUUUUUGGGGGGGGGGGGGGGGG